Molecule: messenger RNA, 1509 nt
Organism: Mytilus trossulus (common blue mussel)
Lineage: Eukaryota; Metazoa; Mollusca; Bivalvia; Mytilida; Mytilidae
Product: high mobility group protein 20A-like
Exons: 11
Coding region: 115-1122 (335 amino acids)
Biological process (GO): regulation of gene expression
Cellular component (GO): nucleus
Source: RefSeq, a predicted model, not a curated record
UCGGGGUGUCUCGGGGUUUACCAUAAACAUUUUAUUCAGAAAGCAUUUUAGCCAUUGUUUAUAAUUUUUGUUCCCGUACUUUAUUUUUGAACGUUUUCUUUAUUAUAAAAAGGUAUGGAUUAUGGAUCAGGGCCAGGUAAUUUGUCUGGUUUGAAGCUUGGGUUUGAAGGCUUUGAUGAUGAUGUGUCUAAAGAAAGUACAGAUUUAACUGUUGAUGCAUCGUUUGCUUCACAAGAUGGCAGUUUUCUUCCAAAUCCACAGCUUGGAGAUUUACAACAAGUGGCAAACAUACCAGCAUCAGAAAAUGAAACACAGUCAGAGAAAACAAAGAAAGGAGGAUGGCCAAAAGGGAAAAAAAGAAAGAAACUGAAAGAUCGUAAUGCCCCAAAACCAGCACUAUCUGGAUACAUACGCUUCCUGAACGAGAAAAGAGAAGUGAUGAGAAAAGAAAACCCAAACCUGUCUUUCUCUGAACUAACAAGACUGCUUGGGAGUGAAUGGAGCAAACUUCAACAGCAUGAAAAACAAAGAUAUCUGGAUGAAGCAGAAAAGGACAAAGAAAGAUACUGGAAAGAAAUGGAGGCAUAUCAGAAAACAGAAGCAUUUAAACAGUUCAAAAUACUCAGAGAAAAAAGAAUGAAAGAGGAUGUCAGUGAUGAUAGUUACAACAAUACAGUUGAGAUUAAAGAUGAAACAGAGCCAGGAACAUUUGAUAUACCAAUAUUUACAGAGGAUUUUCUUGACUAUAAUAAAUCAAGAGAAGGAGAACUACGACAGUUUAGAAAACAGGCUACUGAACUCGAGGAACAAAAUGCCAUCCUCAGUAAACAUAUAGAAAAUAUGAAGCAAGCCAUUGAUAAGUUAGAAAUAGAUGCUGUACAACAAAGAAGUUCUAAUUGUGCAUUAACACAACAUCUUGAUUCAUUACGGUCAACGUUAUCUACACACUUUGCUGACAUUCCAAUACCAGGUUCAAAUGAGCUUCCAUCAGUAGAAACUGUUGAUUCCUACAUGGCCAAACUACAUAACAUAAUAGUAGAAAGUCCACAAGAACAUCAAAGUCUUAUAAUAACUAUAAGAGACAUAGUUAAUCGUCUUAAUUUAGAUGGAGAAAAGCUGUGACAACACCACCGUACACUUUCACAGGAACAAAGUGAAUAAAAUAAGACACAAGAGCAGCUUAUAAUUGUCAAGCAAACUAUCAAAUGAAAACCCAUAACCAUGUACCAUGUGUAAUGUUGUAUAGUCUUUGAACAUUAGUGUAUUUGAAGGAUAGAUGUGUGUUUAUCUGAAUUUUUUAUGUUGUAUCUUCUUUUGUUUGUUGAACUUGUGUAGAAUUAGAAGAAAAAAAUCGUCUGAUGAAAUGAGAAGUAAUCAUCUAUGUGUCCAUUAAAUCCUGGUUUGCCACAAUGAACAUUUAUAUCUUUAGAAAUUCUCCAUAGAAAUUUUAGUGAAUAAUUCUUAUCUCUGGUAGAAUAUGUAAGUGUGUUUCACCCUUUUUGUAUGUCA